AUGGAGGCGGCCAUGGGCGGGCCCCUGCGCCUGGCGAGGCUCACGGGGUGCCGCGCGCACCGGCGCUGCACGGGGCCGCAGAUACGGAAGAUGCACCAGACCCGGCCGCAGGUGUACGAGGCCACCGAGAGGGUAUCGCUGGUGAGCUCGUUCAUGGCGUCGCUGCUCGUCGGCGGGUACGCCUGCAUCGAUGAGACCGAUGGAGCCGGAAUGAACAUCAUGGACAUCGACACGCGCCAGCUACGCCAGGAUGCUCUUCAGGCUAUGGCUCCAGAUUUGGAAGAGCGGAUUGGGAGACUAGCCACCAGCACAUGCUGUUGCUGGAAAGAUAGCCCCUUAUUUUGUUCAGAGUUUUCAAGCAGCUGUAUAGUUAUUCAGUGGUCAGGCGACAAUCCCAAUAGCCUUGCAGGAUGGCGAAGUGGCAGGCAGGCCGCAGGCCAUGAUGUUUGGGACAGCCAUUUCAUCGAACACCAUGCUGGUGAGCCUCGAGUGGCUGUUAUCCCCGGGCUUCCUUCAGUGUCACGCCGCACCGCAGGGUGUGGCCUUGUGGCUGCGGCUGUGCAGAACAGCGGAAGGCGUGAGGUGGAGUGGGUGGCAGAGCACGCGGAGGGCAUAGGCCGACUGGUAUUAUAUAUUAAGGCGUUAGUAAGGCGUCGCCUCGCCUCGCGCCUUAAGCGCCUAGGCGUCUGGAAGGGGUCGGGCGCCGCACCUCGCCUUACCGCCUUAAUAACUAUGGAGGAAGUUAAGGAUUUUACUACAAGGAACAUGAGAUUCUCCCACCACUUCCAGAUUAGAUGCUCACCUACAUGCAUAGUUGGAUUUCACCGCUACGUUGUCAAGAACUUCACUAGUGGACCUUUGGGUGAGAUGGUGGAAGAAGUUGACAAGUUUGAUCCUCCUUCAGAGGUUCGUGCGAUAAUUGAAGGGCAGUUCAUGUCCAUGAGAGGCCAUUCUGAGCAAUGUGGCCUGCCAGUACCUCCAAAACGGAUUAUAGCAACCGACUCUGCCUCUUUGGGUGCUGCUUUGCGAGCAGCCCAUGGGUGGCUUUGUAAGCAGCAAGACGAGUUCGUGCCAUUCUCAUGUGUGUACUCAGGAAGAUUAGAUGGAACAUCACUUAGCAUGAAGUUGGCUGUUCCUUUUGGGGACUGUGAGGGAGACACUGAGCUUCUGAACAACUACACAUUGUUGGUUAAGAAGAGGCUGGAGAUUGAGCAGAAGCUCAUCGCAAGAUUUGGUGGAUCAGAGUGA
Messenger RNA from Miscanthus lutarioriparius, 1248 nucleotides. The record is from the annotation of a GenBank genome assembly. NCBI's taxonomy places the organism in Eukaryota, Viridiplantae, Streptophyta, Magnoliopsida, Poales, Poaceae.